Molecule: messenger RNA, 2641 nt
Organism: Jaculus jaculus (lesser Egyptian jerboa)
Lineage: Eukaryota; Metazoa; Chordata; Mammalia; Rodentia; Dipodidae
Gene: A4galt
Product: alpha 1,4-galactosyltransferase (P blood group)
Exons: 3
Coding region: 123-1310 (395 amino acids)
Biological process (GO): protein O-linked glycosylation
Molecular function (GO): acetylglucosaminyltransferase activity
Source: RefSeq, a predicted model, not a curated record
GCCGCCCGGCCGCUGUCCGCCGCUGGCCUGCCCGGGAGCCGGAGGAGUUUAGCGGACCUGAGUGUGAGACGGACCGAAGGCUGUGUUCAUCUUGGGGUGAAGACCAGCGGCCGAGCCAGUGCAUGUCACCUAGAGGCCUGCGGGCUGCCUACGUCCCACCUCCCCGCCAUGGGCUGUCCAGGCUGCGCUCAUCUCUUGCAGACCAGCUGAUUCCCGGGGACGGCAGCUGCUGUGAUCUGAGGGAGACCAUGUCCAAGCACCCUGACUGCCUGCUGCGGCUGUUCUGGGGUACCCCCAGGCAGCGGGUCUGCACCCUCUUAAUCAUCAGCUUCAAGUUCACAUUCUUCAUCUCCGUCAUGAUCUACUGGCACACUGUGGGAGAACCCAAGGUCCAGGGGCGAUUAUAUAACCUGCCCGUGGACAUCCCCUGCCCCCCUUUAGCCCUUCCUAGCCUGCCUUCCAGUGCCCCUACCCCAGGCCACAUCUUCUUCCUAGAGACAUCGGACAGGACCAACCCCAACUUCCUGUUCAUGUGCUCCGUGGAGUCGGCCGCCCGGGCUCACCCUGAGUCCCAGGUGGUGGUGCUGAUGAAGGGGCUGCCCAGAGGCAGUGCGCCCCGCCCCCGGAACUUGGGCAUCUCGCUCCUGAGUUGCUUCCCCAAUGUCCACAUAGAGCCCCUGGACCUGGAGGAGCUGUUUCGGGACACGCCGCUGGCGGCCUGGUACGGGGAGGCGCGGCAGGGCUGGGAGCCCUACUGGCUGCCCGUCCUCUCUGACGCCUCCAGGAUUGCUGUCCUCUGGAAGUUCGGUGGCAUCUACCUGGACACGGACUUCAUUGUCCUCAAGGACCUGAGAAACCUGACCAACGCGCUGGGCAUCCAGUCCCGCUACGUCCUCAACGGUGCCUUUCUGGCCUUCGAACGGCAACACGAGUUCAUGGCCCUGUGCAUGCGUGACUUUGUGACCCACUACAACGGCUGGAUUUGGGGUCACCAGGGCCCCCAGCUGCUCACUCGUGUCUUCAAGAAGUGGUGCUCCAUCCACAGCCUGAAGGAGACCCAUAGCUGCCGUGGAGUCACGGCCCUGCCCCGUGAAGCCUUCUACCCCAUCCCCUGGCAGAACUGGAAGAGGUACUUUGAGGACAUCAGCCCGGAGGUGCUGGGCCAGCUGCUCAAUGCCACCUACGCUGUCCACGUGUGGAACAAGAAGAGCCAGGGUACACGCUUUGAGGCCACGUCCAGGGUGCUGCUGGCCCAGCUGUAUGCCCACUACUGCCCCACGACACAUGAGGCCAUGAAAAUGUAUGUGUGAAGGGCCUGCCAGGCUGCCUCCCCAGCGCGUCAGCUCUGUGCUGUCUUUCCCGGGGGAGGUGAGAAGGGCAGGCAGGAGAGCAGGGCAGAACCACAGUGGGCAGGCUCGAGAGAGACAGCAGCCAUGCCAGGGAGUGCCCGCCACCUCUGGCCACCUGUCCCUCCAGGCCAGAAUAAGGUGUGCACACGCUUGGCCAGUGCCUUAGGCUGGCAAGUGCUUCCAGAAUCAGGAGCCUCCCAGCCCUUCACAGCAGGCAAGAACAUGGGUGCACCUUCCAGGGCACCCAGAAACCAGGAGGUGAGGGCCUGAGGGGCCAGGGAGACUUGGGCAGAGGUGUUAAGGAGUGCAGGGCUCCCAGGCAAUGGAGCAGAGUGGACAUCAAGCCAACCUCAUGUGUCCCCAAAGAAGGGGCUGAGCAGAGCAGAGGCCCCCCCAGAACCAGCUGGAGACCCCCCAUCCUUCCUCUCCUCGCCCCAGGAUGCUGCUUGCCAGUGGCCCAUUCUCACGGUGCAGGGGUGUGGAAGUUCUUUGGACUCAGGAAGGAAAGUUUAACCCCGUCUUCCUGUUACAGACUCUGGAGGCGGCAAUAAACUGACUCACCGAUGUCUAGUGCUGUGUGGUGGGUGACAGUGUGCACAGUGCCAUCCUGCAGACAGGGAGGCUGCUGGGCAAGAGAUGACCAUUUCACAAGAGCCCCACACCCCACCUGGACAGGAAGGGCUUAGGAACCGUGCGGCUGGCCGACCUGUCCCUUGGAAGUGAGGAGCCUGUAUUGAUUCCCAUCUCACUCUCGAAAGCUCGCAAACAGCCAACGCCACUUCCCACCACACACACACUUCUUAUUGAGCCUGAAUCUGUUUUAACCUAAAUGAAGUUUAAUGAGGCCACCAAAGCCGGGAGAACGGUGGGCCACUGUCAGGCCUGUGUGGGGCUGGGUCAGGGGAACAUCUCUACAGGUCAAGUCCUCAGCUGGCUCCCAGGCUGGGCGUGCCCACAGAGUUGGAGGCCAAGAAUGCUGCCAGGAACUCUGGGCUGCUCUGGGCAGCUGAUGGGGGAGGGCUUGUCGGCCUCUGAGCUCUGCCUGCAGACUGGCUGGGGCAGCUUGGUAAAGAGGUGAGCCAGGGGGUAUUCAAAAGCGGGUGAGGUUUUUGUUUUUAAGACAAUGGGUCAGAAGGCAAUUAUUAUUUCUCAAAUCAUCACAAUAUACUUUCAUCUGUUUUGGGGGGACAAGGAUUGAGGUAGAGUCUCACUGUAACCCAGGCUGGCCUUGAACUCACAGCGAUCCUCCUACCUCUGCCUCCCAAGUGCUGGGAUUAAAGGUGUGCGCCACC